UUUCAUAUGUUGUUUUCGUAAUUUCUGGGUUUAGGCUUGGUAUAUACCAAGUACUUUUAAUCAAUUUCCACUCAUAGAAGGUUUUUGUGUUGGAAACUAAAAAUGCAGGAAAAGUUAUGCAGAUUAUGUUUAGACCCUCCUGUAACCAGACAUGAUCUUUCCCAAGAUGAUGGUUAUCACAUGUUGGAAUGUUUAACUUCAAUAAAGUUCACAAAAGACGAUGAAACGGCGCCGAAAACAGUAUGUGACAAAUGUUGGCUGAAUUUAAAACUAGCAUACGGUAUUCAACAAGGUUUUAUUGAUGCUAAUAAAAGAUUUGCCUUGAUUGAAUGCACAAUUGAAGAUAAUCCUAAUAUUAAGAUUGAGGAGGAUUUUGAACCAUCUAUCUUAAGUCAGCACAGUGAUGAAGAAUGUGAAUUAGGUGAUCCAACACAAACAGAUUUAAUCAUAAUUAAAGGUGAAAUAUCAGAUGAAUUAUUUGAUGAGACCAGAGAGGAAGUGGAGGAGGAAGAAAUAAACAUGGUACAACCAGUUAAGGAAAACUCAGAUGGUGAAGCAGAUGGUGAACAACAAGAAGAUGAACCAGACAAACAGCUAGACAACUUGUUCAGUUGCAUAAUAUGCGGGGACUACCUGACGGAAUUGAGCAUAGAAGAUCACGUCAAAAAUCACUUUUUGGAAGAACAAUACUGCGACAUAUGCGACACUAAACUAGGCAACUUGCAUCUGUACAAAAGCCACAUAAUUGGGAAACACAAUGGCCAAUUCAAAACGUGGUCUUGUACGAAAUGCAACGCCAGUUUUCAGUAUAAGUCGCUGUUCGUCAUUCAUCAGGAAAAGGCGCAUCUGAAACAAAAAGCUGUACUAACAGGUCAGAAAAAAUUGAUAGCACCGAAACGCAAAUCGAGCCAGCCGAAAGCAACGACGAGCACUGGUGACGCUGCGAUGGAAGACGUACCCGUCAACGGUCAGUACUGCUGCCCUGAAUGCGGCAAGACGUUUCCCGAAGAGGAACGACGUCGUUACGAGGUACACCUCAAAGUGCACAAGCGCAAGAAGUGCGAAAUUUGCGACGCGAUGAUCACCAUUUCGAACCUGAAGAAGCACGUGCUGUCCCACACGGCCGGUCCAAGUGUGUGUCACUUAUGUGGCGCCACGUGCAAGAACCACGACAGUUUAAGGGGACACUUGUACUACACGCACUCGACUAACGAGUUCCCGUGCGGCCAAUGCGACAAGGUGUUCAAAAAGAGUUACUCCAGACUGUUGCACAUUAGAAAGGAGCACACAGGUGAGAAAAGUCAUAUUUGUGACACAUGCGGCAAGGGGUUCUUCACCCAUUACUGUCUGAACAAACACAUCCGCAUGACGCACAUGAAACUGCGUCCCCACAUUUGCGAGCACUGCGACAAAGGUUUCUCCAGCAAGUUCGCGUUGCGCACUCACGUUCGGCAGCACACCAAUGACGCGCCGUACAAGUGCGAAUUAUGCGGCGAAGGUUUCAGACAGAACGUUUCGUUGAGGGUGCACAAGAAAAAUAAGCACAAUAUUAUUGAAGAGAAGAAUUGCGAGUGUAAGAUUUGUGGUAAAAUGUUUAGCUCCACGUGGGCGGUUUUAAGUCAUAUGAGGUUGCAUUAAUUAUUUUGUGAUAGUAUUACAUUGUUCAUCGUCGUUUAUUUAUAUAACUAUUAUCAAAUGAAUAUUUUAAAUUACUUAGGAUAGAAUUUAUAUACAAUCAUUUACAUACUGUUUACUCUUAUUAGGACUGAAUGAAAAUGAUAACAACUCUUUGAAUUAUAAUUACAAAUAAAUUGUUUGUUAUUACAAA
Aethina tumida (small hive beetle) is the source of this 1828-nucleotide messenger RNA. Its product is annotated as zinc finger protein 569. Gene Ontology annotation, cellular component: nucleus. Gene Ontology annotation, biological process: regulation of cytokine production; regulation of immune system process; negative regulation of transcription by RNA polymerase II. The transcript is spliced from 6 exons. Lineage: Eukaryota; Metazoa; Arthropoda; Insecta; Coleoptera; Nitidulidae. Bases 103 to 1638 code for a protein of 511 amino acids. The record is from RefSeq and is a predicted model, not a curated record. Gene Ontology annotation, molecular function: zinc ion binding.